Messenger RNA from Colletotrichum truncatum, 1044 nucleotides. Its product is annotated as dolichyl pyrophosphate Glc1Man9GlcNAc2 alpha-1,3-glucosyltransferase. Gene Ontology annotation, molecular function: dolichyl pyrophosphate Glc1Man9GlcNAc2 alpha-1,3-glucosyltransferase activity. Gene Ontology annotation, cellular component: endoplasmic reticulum membrane. The record is from RefSeq and is a predicted model, not a curated record. Lineage: Eukaryota; Fungi; Ascomycota; Sordariomycetes; Glomerellales; Glomerellaceae. Gene Ontology annotation, biological process: protein N-linked glycosylation.
AUGUACGGUGUGCUCAUUCUGUCGCUUGUUCUCGCCAGGUCGAAGUCGGGCUUGCUGAGCAGCGGAUUGGUAUUUGCGGCAUUGCUGUGCAUGAAGCACAUUUACUUGUACCUCGCCCCGGCUUACUUUGUCUUCCUUCUACGCGCAUAUUGCCUGUCGCCCAAGUCCAUCUUCAGAAUCCAAUUCUUGAACUGCAUCAAGCUCGGUGGAGGCAUUGCUGCCAUAUUCGGCGCCGCGUUUGGGCCUUUCGCUGCCCUGAACCAGAUUCCCCAGAUGGUCAGCCGUCUGUUCCCGUUCUCCCGCGGUCUUUGCCACGCAUAUUGGGCACCCAACGUUUGGGCGUUGUACUCCUUUGCGGACCGCGUCCUCAUCUACGUCGCGCCAAGGCUUAAUCUCCCCGUCAAGGCUGAGGCCAUCAACAGCGUUACCAGGGGUCUGGUAGGGGAUACAGCCUUCGCAGUCCUGCCGGAAAUCAGCCCGCGGACUUGCUUCGCCUUGACGCUCUUCUUCCAGGUCUUACCGCUGAUUAAGCUGUUUUUCCAAGCACCGCCGACCUGGGAUACCUUCAUUGGAGCGGUGACCCUAUGCGGAUAUGCGUCUUUCCUGUUUGGUUGGCAUGUGCAUGAAAAGGCCAUCCUGCUUGUCAUUAUUCCGUUCAGCCUCAUCGCGCUCAAGGAUCGGCGUUACCUCAGCGCUUUCCGGCCGCUGGCUGUUGCUGGGCAUGUUUCUCUUUUCCCUCUCCUUUUCACACCGGCGGAAUUCCCGAUCAAGACGGUCUACACCAUCUUCUGGCUGAUCCUAUUCCUCUUGACAUUUGAUCGGUUGGCUCCAGCCUCCAGAAAGGCAAGGUUCUUCCUGCUCGACCGAUUCAGUACACUGUACAUUGCAGUCAGCAUUCCGCUGAUUCUGUAUUGCUCCCUUCUUCACCAGAUUGUGUUUGGGAAGCGGUACGAAUUCCUGCCAUUGAUGUUCACCAGCGCCUACUGCGCAGUGGGAGUUGUUGGUUCCUGGUUGGGAUUCAAUGUAGUCUACUUCACGUCAUAG